Messenger RNA from Geosmithia morbida, 600 nucleotides. RefSeq names its product Methyltransferase domain. The transcript has a single exon. NCBI's taxonomy places the organism in Eukaryota, Fungi, Ascomycota, Sordariomycetes, Hypocreales, Bionectriaceae. Bases 1 to 600 code for a protein of 199 amino acids. The record is from RefSeq and is a predicted model, not a curated record.
AUGGCCGACUAUGACCAGCAGAGCUACUGGCGCCGCCGUUUCGAGACGGAAACGUCCUUUGAGUGGCUCAUGCCGUCAGACGGCUUUAUGAACUUGAUGCAGCCUCAUAUCUCGCACUUGGACGCCUCAUCGCGCAUUCUUCACCUCGGCUUCGGGACCAGCGAUCUGCAGAACCACUUCCGCGCCCGUGGCCUCGUCGACGUGACAAACGUCGAUUACGAGCCCCUGGCCGUCGAACGCGGCCGCGACCUGGAGCGCCAGCGCUUCGGAGACGUGAGGAUGCGCUACGCCGUCGGCGAUGUCACGCAGCUCGGAGCGGGGAAUCCCGGCGAGUAUGGCUCGUACGACCUCGUUGUCGACAAGAGCACAUCUGAUGCCGUCGCUUGUGCUGGUGAGAUCCCCCUCCGCCGCAUGGCCGACGCCAUCCGUGGCCGUCUGGCCCCCGGUGGUAUCUGGAUCGCCCUCAGCUUCUCCCAGGACCGCUUUACGAUUCCCAAUCUCCCCUUUCAUGUCGACAUCAUCGCACGUGUGCCUACGCCCAAACGCUUGCCAAACGACCCGGACAUCUAUCACUGGUGCUACCUGCUGCGGCCGGCGUAG